CGUGACGUCACGGCCGGGGGGCUCCCCGCGGCGGGGCGGUGUCGCGGCAGGCAGGCCCCGCCCCAGGGUCGUGCGGAGGCUCUCGCGAGGCCUGCGCGCGAGGAGCACUGAGGCUCGGAGCGGCGCCAUUUUAAGAGCGAGGCGAGCGGGGCAGUUCGGAUUACAGCUAGAGUCCUGGAUUUUCGCAGCCUUUUGCUUCAGCUCCUGGGCAGGAAAAGAGGUGGAAACCGACCUGCUGCAAUUGCGUCCUGUGAAAGGGGAGGAAUACCGAACACUGCCCUGGGAUAAUUUGGCAAAGUGCUUCCUCCUGAAAAGGCUUCUGAAACAAUCACCAGACAUCUGGGAAGCGAAUUGGAAGUUGAAGUCGUGAGGUUUUUCUUUCUAGCGGUGCUGAGCAUUUCACCCAUGGACACUGUUGUCCACAUGGCAUGGAUGUAUACCUAAACUCACUACGUGCUCCGUAUUCCAGCUGCCAAAAUAAAGUGCUUGCUUUCUUUUAAAUACUUUUUUUCUUCUGGGCAGUAUUUUGUCUUGAGUCAUCGGUAUAACCGGUUUUGGUAACUGGUUCCACAUUAAAUGCAGCCUGAGCCACUGUGUAGACAGUGCUGAGAAGUUUCAUGGCAGAUAUUUUUAUCCCUACCUUACUUUUCAGAUUUUCUGACAUAGCCUUCCAUCAUUUUGUAAUGAGACCUAUUUUCUAAAUGAAGACUCUAAUAGACGCUUGUUUAUCAUUUUUUCUUUUAUAUUUUAUUUAGUAUUUUUGUUAAAAAAUGUUGCCAAUAAGCAAUAUGGAGGUAUCCAGAUAGCUCCUGUUUACAAAUGCCUGUUAUGUGAAGCUAGAAAGUGUUCCACAGUUCAGAUGUGAAAUCUGGAUUUUCAACUUCACAGGUUGUGUGUAAAAAGUGUAUUUAUUUCACCUGGAGCUCAUGCUUCUUACAGUGAUAUGUACAUGGAAUAGACGAGAGAAGAAGCUGCCAGAGGAGAACAAAAAGCUUUUUAAAACAGAAUUGGCAAAUUUUGGAAAUAGCCUUGCAGAAUCUGUAAGCAGGAAGGAUGGGUAGCUGAUUUCUGUGAGGUCAAAUCUAUGUCAAACAGCUACGAAUGUAGUAUCAACGAGAACUGGGGAUAUUAUCUCAAGGAAAACAAACUGGAAAAAUAUAAACCACGCAGUACUAACACCUUGUGUGGUCCUCUUGGGUUAGAUUUGUGUUCAGCUGAACUGCUGUUUCGAAGAAAAUUAAGAUGGACAGAGCAACGUAAUUCAAAAGAACUUGCCAUGAGGUGUUGAAGCCUUGUUUCAUUGAUUCGAAGAGACUGGACCUAAAUGGCGCAGCAUGACUUUGCUCCAGCCUGGCUUAAUUUUCCUACUCCACCAUCAUCAACAAAGUCAACACUGAAUUUUGAGAAACAUUCUGAAAAUUUUUCGUGCACAGAGAAUCGUUAUGAAGCAAAUCGCAGAAGACACAACUCUUCAGAUGGGUUCGAUCCUAACGUUGGACGGGCUAGUGGAGGUUAUUUUGGAAGAAAAGAGAAGACUGGUUGGCGUUCACAAGGCAGAAAUUUUACUGAAAAUUUAAACCAUCACGGAGGGUACUAUGGUGGAAGUUCCCGGGCUUGUACCAGCGCUUUCCACUGUGGCAAAGGCCAGGGACUGCAUGAGAACAAUGUACCUGAUAACAAAACUGGAAAAAAGGAAGACAGAGGAGUACCCAAGCAGUUUGAGCCUGAGGAUUUUCCAUCUUUGAACCCUAAAUAUGAGAGGGAACCAAACCAGAAUAAAUCUUUUGCAGCAGGUGUAUGGGAAUACCCUUUGAAUCCUAAAUCUAGAUGUCAGAGAAUGCUGGUCAUUAAAAAGGGCACUACAAAAGAAGUGCAGAUAACUGGAUUCCCAGUAGUAGGAAAUCUUCAUUCACAACCAGUAAAAAAUGGAACUGGCACAAGUGUUUACAAAGGAUUAGUCCCUAAGCCUGUCACUCCAGCUGUAAAGCCUACACAGUGGAAAAGCCAAGCAAAAGAAAAUAAACUUGGAAAUCUAUUUCCUCAUGAAUCUGCAUAUGGUGUUUGCAGUUCCAGUCCUAUCAAAUCAAUUGCCAAGGGGUUUACUGUAUCACAGAAUUCAGUGAAAGAGUAUAAUCGGUCAAAUUCUUCAUCCCCUGUUGACAAAGUUAGUCAGCCUCGUUUAACGAAAUUGACGAGAAUGCAGGCAGAUAAGAAGAGUGAAUUUUUGAAAACAUUGAAACAAGAUAGAGUGGAAGAGGAACAUGAAAAUGCAAAUGAUGCUGCACAAAAUAAGAAUGAUGAGUCCUUUGACUUGCAUAACAGCAACAGUCCUCCUCAUGAAAGAGAUAUAAACAGAAACUUUGGAAAUGAAAUUCCAGAGGAGAAUGCCAGCGCUUCAGUUACAUCUCAACAGAUCAUUCAGUCUUCAGCUUUCCCUCAGGCAGAUGCUCUUUCAAGCUCACUUGAGGCAGAGCAUAGGUUGUUAAAGGAGAUGGGCUGGCAGGAAGACGGUGAAAAUGAUGAAGCAUAUGCUCCGCUAACAGAGGAUGAGAUGAGAGAGUUCCGUGUCAUUAGUGAACAGUUACGAAAAAAUGGUCUUCGGAAAACUGGCAUUUUGAAAAAUAGUCUCAUCCGUGAUUUUAAAUUUAGUCCCUGGAAAACCAGCACUUUCAAACCUGCUCUGGAGAAUGAGGAUUCAGAGACGAGCAGCAGUGAUACAUCAGAUGAUGAUGAUAUGUGAAGAUUUCUGUAACAUCUGCAGAAGCUGGUUUUGAUCUCAUGAAAGUUUGGGGUUAUAUUGUCCAGAAAGAUUUUCUGAUUUAUAAUACACACUAGAGAAAAAUUGUUGUAACUUUUCUCUGAAGAAAGCAAGAAAUGUUGGGUUGGGAACAUUACUGUAAUUUCUUUGUAAGCAAAUGCUGUAGAUUGAGGGCUUGGAUUGAGCCAGUAUUGACCUUCAUCACUGAAGCAUUUCUGACUAGCUGUGUGACAAUGUAACAAAGCAGACUUUUACGUUUAAUAAUAAAACUGAAGAGCUGUGCAA
Molecule: messenger RNA, 3043 nt
Organism: Pezoporus flaviventris
Lineage: Eukaryota; Metazoa; Chordata; Aves; Psittaciformes; Psittacidae
Gene: GPBP1
Product: GC-rich promoter binding protein 1
Exons: 13
Coding region: 1325-2740 (471 amino acids)
Biological process (GO): positive regulation of DNA-templated transcription; DNA-templated transcription
Cellular component (GO): nucleus
Molecular function (GO): DNA binding; RNA binding
Source: RefSeq, a predicted model, not a curated record